This is a messenger RNA of Oncorhynchus nerka (sockeye salmon), 3157 nucleotides long. RefSeq names its product polycystin-1-like protein 2. Bases 248 to 646 code for a protein of 132 amino acids. Lineage: Eukaryota; Metazoa; Chordata; Actinopteri; Salmoniformes; Salmonidae. The transcript has 3 exons. The record is from RefSeq and is a predicted model, not a curated record.
UUGGUGUUUGUGCUGUAAAUCCUCAGGUCCUCUCUCCUGGCUUGAUGGCUCUCAUGUCAGCUACUCUAACUGGGUGCACGACCCUGAUCCAGGGGCUGGCUGUGGUCACAUACUGAGGAGCUCAGGGUUUCAGUGGGAGGCAACAAGCAACUGUAGCCAGGAGCUGCACUUCAUCUGCCAAUUUGUCCAGAAAAACGUCACCAUUCAGGAGCCCAUCAGGGAGUUUGGCGUCAUUAAGUGCUAUAGCAUGAACCAAUCAACAGAUGGAGCAAACUGCAAGGCCCUGUAUGGCAGUCCCCUUCAAAUCCAGGUUGAAGUAGAAGCUGUCCACCGUGGUGAGAUGUUGGUGGCCAAUUCAUCAGCAGUCGGAGGAAUCGUCCCCCACAACAUCACAGUGGGAUCAGAGGUGGAGCAACAGCUGGGCUCUGGCUGCCACCAGCUGACCCUGCAUGCCUCUAACGGGGUCUCGGUCUUGGGCGUGUCCACUGAGCUGCAGGUGUGUCUGCUGGAGCCUGUGGAGGGCCUGCUGGGAUCAGUGAUGGCUGAGGAGGGAGAGUAUCCAGACUCAGACCUCUAUGUUACUGUCUCCCUUCUCUUCCAGGUGUCUGGAGCCAACGGCAGCAUCUCAGAGACCAGAGACAUUUGAAAACAGAAGCAUGCAGGUUUACAAUAUCUCAACCAAUAUCUCUACUCAAACUGUCAUCCAACAAACCUUACUCAGAGAUUAAAACAGUGACUGACGAAGAUACCUUUUUUUUUUUAGAUUCUUUAUAAUAUUAUUGUGUAUAUUAUUCAUAUCAACUGUUUUGUUACAUGAUAUUUGCAAGUGAAAGUCAGGUUCUGGAUUGUCUUCUCACACAUGGAUGUGGGGAACACAGCAGUGUGUUCAGACCUCAGGCAGGAUGGCUAUGCAAACACAGUAUGUUAAAUAGCUAAGAAUUACAAAAAUAUAUACUGUCUUUUUCUUUUUCACUAAUGUGAAGUAAUUAUUUUCCUGCAGUUUUUCUUCACAUAUUUGUUUUCAUCCCCAGACAGAAAAGCAUAUGAGAGUUCGCCGGGCCUACACCUUGAGAAUUACUGCCAGUCCAGAAACUGCCAGUCAAGACACUGAAAGCGUCAAACUUGAGGUAACUGGCUUAGGAGGACUAUCUAAUGGAAAGCAGAGCAAAUUUGAAUGGGAAUGCAGUAAGUACCAGUUAGGGCCUUUAAGCCACAGGGCUGUUGAAGAGAACCCUCUCACCCCACCCUAUUCCAGUAUUAAAUUAAAACAAUGACUGUAAACUUUGUUUCAUAACAUCCAUUUUCGGUAACAAUCUUAAUCGUUUUUUUCACUGUUUACUCAGUGUCGUGUCUCGUCUUUUUACAGCAUGGCCUUAUUGUGGUGUUUUCUAACCAUUUUCCCUUUCCAACUCCAGUAGAAGAAGACUGUAAGGGUAAGGGAAAAUGCAACGAUAAAACAACGGACAAGACUUGUUUGAUUGAAAAAGACAGUCUUCCAAACCCUUUCGAGCACUUUUUCUGUGAAGAGACGGAUUGGCAAUGGGAAAUGGGUUGACUGGAUUUAAACAUUGCGAUGCAUCACGGUUACUCCAACAAAAUUCACCAACUUUAGAAUUUGGUAAUAUGGGGAUAGGCCUAAAAUAGUGAAGUGAAUAUAUAUGUCAUGCUAUUUAUUUCAUGGCAACUCCUAUCAGUAUCAUUAUAAAAUUGGCAAUGACAAUAUUAUACAAAUUGCUAUUUAAAUAUCACUACAAUUCUAGUAUCAUCAUCAUAAUCAUCCUUAGAGAAGUACAAGUAACUUCCAAAAUAAAGGAAACACCAACAUAAAGUGUCUUAAUAGGGUGUUGUGCCACCACGAGCCGCCAGAACUGUUUCAAUGCACCUUGCACAGAUUCUACAAGUGCCUGGAUCUCUACUGGAGGGAGGUGACACCAAUUGUCCUCUAUAAAUUCCAUCAUUUUGUGUUUUGUUGAUGCUGGUGGACAACGCUGUCUCAGACGCCACUCCAGAAUAUCCAAUAAGUGUCCAAUUGGUUGAGAUCUGGUGACUGAGACAAACACACACACACACACACACACCUUAAACCCUGUAUGCUCCUUUGAGACUCUUUCAAAGUCACUGACAUCUCUUCAUCCAGCCAUGGUAGCCAAAAUAAUGGGCAACUGGGCAUUUUUAUACAUGACCCUAAGAAUGAAGGGAUAAUAAUAAUUGCAUAAUUAACUCAGGAACAACACCUGUGUGGAAGGACCUGCUUUCAAUAUACUUUGUAUCCCUCAUUUAAUCAAGUGUUUCCUUUAUUUUUGACAGUUACAUGUGUUGGACAUCAUAAUGCUUUUGGACUGGCCUAAGUGGCCAUACAGAAUGUUGAUAAAUAUCUGGAAUGAAUCGAGUUAGAAAUUAUUUAGCUUAAACUAUUGACAGAUUUGUAAUCCUUAAGUGUACAACAGGGUAAUGACAUUAGCAUGUUAAUUGACUGAUUUAAUUAGAAUUCAGAAGUAAAUUGGUCACAUUUAACAUGAGUUGCUCUCAUGCCUAUGGAGCAUGCUGUAAUUACACUAAUAAUAAUGUUGCAUUAGUUGCCCAAUAAUGACAUAAUAAUGUAUGUAUUGCUUUGUUAUUACAAAGGUAAUCUGUUUCUGGUACAACACUGUUACUAUUACCAUUUGUAUGAUAACAAUAACUGUCCAUUGCUAUGUAUUUACAAAGCAAUAAUCAAGUUACUAUGUUACAAAAUGUGAAUUCAAUGUUUUUAAGAUGAUCUAUUUAAUGGUAAAAAAACAGUACCUAUAUUCUUUCAGUUGCCAGGAUAAUUGUAAUACAGUGGAUGUAAAAUGUACAAUUAAAAUUGGACUGUAACUCCAGUUGCCCAAAGGUAAUUUGGCAUAUUGAGGACCCAAAACCUUCAACAGUAAGUCUGAGAUUCCUUUAUUGUUGCAUGCUGAAUGCAAUCAUAUUUUUUAUUGGUAUCAAACCAAAUUUUAUUUGUCGCAUACACCUGUUUAGCAGAUGUUAUUGCGGGUGUGCCGAAAUGCUUAUUUUCAUGUGUGAAUGAGUUUCGUUAGAGUGCAUGAAUCAAUUUAUUGACUAACCCAUGUUGUCUAAUUUGGAGUUGACAUAUUGUAGAUAAAUAAAAACAAAUUGAUGCAUAAACCCAUUA